CCCCUUUUCCAGAAUCACUUGUACCGGCUUGUUCUUGAAUGAGAAGAAAAGAAAAGAGACUCCCGUUACUCAUACUCGUGUAAACAUCUUUCCACCCUCCCCAGGAGAAAACGGUGUUCUUUAAAUGAAUCAUAGUAAAAUAGUGUCUAAACAGUUUCUAAGCAGAAGCCUCAGUGGAACUCAGCGCUCCGCCUCUCCCAGUUCCUACGAGGUCCCAGGAUUCUUGAGCUGUGCCCAGCUGACGAGCUUUUGAAGAUGGCACAAUAACUGUCCAGUGAUGCCUGACCAUGACAGCACAGCCCUCUUAAGCCGGCAAACCAAGAGGAGAAGGGUUGACAUUGGAGUGAAAAGGACGGUAGGGACAGCAUCUGCAUUUUUUGCUAAGGCAAGAGCAACGUUUUUUAGUGCCAUGAAUCCCCAAGGUUCCGAGCAGGAUGUUGAGUAUUCAGUGGUGCAGCAUGCAGAUGGGGAAAAGUCAAAUGUACUCCGCAAGCUGCUGAAGAGGGCGAACUCAUAUGAAGAUGCCAUGAUGCCUUUUCCAGGAGCAACCAUAAUUUCCCAGCUGUUGAAAAAUAACAUGAACAAAAAUGGUGGCACGGAGCCCAGUUUCCAAGCCAGCGGUCUCUCGAGUACAGGCUCCGAAGUACAUCAGGAGGAUAUAUGCAGCAACUCUUCAAGAGACAGCCCCCCAGAGUGUCUUUCCCCUUUUGGCAGGCCUACUAUGAGCCAGUUUGAUAUGGAUCGCUUAUGUGACGAGCACCUGAGAGCAAAGCGCGCCCGGGUUGAGAAUAUAAUCCGGGGUAUGAGCCAUUCCCCCAGUGUGGCAUUACGGGGCAAUGAAAAUGAAAGAGAUAUGGCCCCACAGUCUGUGAGUCCCCGAGAAAGUUACCGAGAAAACAAACGCAAGCAGAAGCUGCCCCAGCAGCAGCAACAGAGUUUCCAGCAGCUGGUUUCAGCCCGCAAAGAACAGAAGCGAGAGGAGCGCCGACAGCUGAAACAGCAGCUGGAGGACAUGCAGAAACAGCUGCGCCAGCUGCAGGAAAAGUUCUACCAGAUCUAUGACAGCACUGAUUCUGAAAAUGAUGAAGAUGGUAACCUGUCUGAAGACAGCAUGCGCUCGGAGAUCCUGGAUGCCAGGGCCCAGGACUCCGUGGGGAGGUCAGACAAUGAGAUGUGCGAGCUGGACCCGGGGCAGUUCAUCGACCGAGCCCGGGCCCUGAUCCGGGAGCAGGAAAUGGCCGAAAACAAGCCGAAGCGAGAAGGCAACAACAAAGAAAGAGACCACGGGCCAAACUCCUUACAACCCGAAGGCAAACAUUUGGCCGAGACCUUGAAACAAGAACUGAACACUGCCAUGUCGCAAGUUGUGGACACUGUGGUCAAAGUCUUCUCGGCCAAACCCUCUCGCCAGGUUCCUCAGGUCUUUCCGCCGCUCCAGAUCCCCCAGGCCAGAUUUGCAGUCAACGGGGAGAACCACAAUUUCCACACCGCCAACCAGCGCCUGCAGUGCUUUGGCGAUGUCAUCAUUCCGAACCCCCUGGACACCUUUGGCAAUGUGCAGAUGCCCAGUUCCACAGACCAGACAGAAGCACUGCCCCUGGUGGUCCGCAAAAACUCAUCUGACCAGUCUGCCUCCGGCCCCCCUGCCGGCGGUCACCACCAGCCCCUGCACCAGUCGCCUCUGUCGGCCACCGCAGGCUUUACCACGUCCACCUUCCGCCACCCCUUUCCCCUCCCCUUGAUGGCCUACCCGUUUCAGAGUCCGUUAGGUGCUCCCUCCGGCUCCUUCUCGGGAAAAGACAGAGCCUCUCCUGAAUCCUUAGACUUAACUAGGGAGACCACGAGUCUGAGGACCAAGAUGUCAUCCCACCACCUGAGCCACCAUCCUUGUUCACCAGCACAUCCACCCAGCACCGCAGAAGGGCUCUCCUUGUCUCUCAUCAAAUCCGAGUGUGGCGAUCUUCAAGACAUGUCCGAAAUCUCACCUUAUUCGGGAAGUGCAAUGCAGGAAGGAUUGUCACCCAAUCACUUGAAAAAAGCAAAGCUCAUGUUCUUUUACACCCGUUAUCCCAGCUCCAACAUGCUGAAAACCUACUUCUCUGAUGUAAAGUUCAACAGAUGCAUUACCUCUCAGCUCAUCAAGUGGUUUAGCAAUUUCCGUGAGUUUUACUACAUUCAGAUGGAGAAGUACGCGCGUCAAGCCAUCAACGAUGGGGUCACCAGUACCGAAGAGCUGUCUAUAACCAGAGACUGUGAGCUGUACAGGGCUCUGAACAUGCACUACAAUAAAGCAAAUGACUUUGAGGUUCCAGAGAGAUUCCUGGAAGUUGCGCAGAUCACAUUACGGGAGUUUUUCAAUGCCAUUAUCGCAGGCAAAGAUGUUGAUCCUUCCUGGAAGAAGGCUAUAUACAAGGUCAUCUGCAAGCUGGAUAGUGAAGUCCCUGAGAUUUUCAAAUCCCCAAACUGCCUACAGGAGCUGCUUCAUGAGUAGAAAUUUCAACAACUCUUUUCGAAUGUAUGAAUAGUAGCAGUCCCCUUUGGAUGUCCAAGUUAUCCGUGUCUAGAUUUUGAUUUCAUAUAUAUGUGUAUGGGAGGCAUGGAUGUGUUACAGAAUCAGCUGGUAAAUCCCUCCUCAUCAUCUUUCUCUCAUUUUCUUCUGUUUUCCAUUUGCAAGGGGAUGGUUCUUUUCCUUCCGCCUUUAGUCUACUUUUGCCCAAGGCCCUUAACAUUUGGAGACUUAAAAUAGGGUUAAUUUUCAGGGAAAAAGAAUGUUGACGUGUGUAAAGUCUAUAUUAGCAAGGAAGGGCAUUUUUAAAAGAUGCUUCUGCUGGAUUGAUGGUUUAUUGCGCAUGGCGGUUGGCAGAGGGAGACCCGUGACACAGCACUACUCUGUAGUCAGUGAUGUGUCUCUUGUUUUUACUGCUUGAGAAGGUCGGAAAACUCAAUGAAACCACUUGAUAAACUUAAAUAUUUUGUUUGGUUUGAACUCAGUAAGUCGCUUUUUAUCACACAUUUAAAAAUAAUGCCAGUGGCAGAUGAACAACUCACUUUUCAAAAGUACCCCAAAAGGCCAGAUU
Lipotes vexillifer (Yangtze River dolphin) is the source of this 3077-nucleotide messenger RNA. RefSeq names its product prospero homeobox 1 (gene PROX1). Gene Ontology annotation, cellular component: nucleus. Gene Ontology annotation, biological process: regulation of transcription by RNA polymerase II. Gene Ontology annotation, molecular function: DNA-binding transcription factor activity, RNA polymerase II-specific; RNA polymerase II cis-regulatory region sequence-specific DNA binding. Lineage: Eukaryota; Metazoa; Chordata; Mammalia; Artiodactyla; Lipotidae. Bases 278 to 2491 code for a protein of 737 amino acids. The transcript has 5 exons. The record is from RefSeq and is a predicted model, not a curated record.